AUGCCGUCAAGUGGUAAUAAAGUUCAGUCUCCAGUUGUAGCAACUGGCUCGAUGAAUCCUUCUACAAAUUCUCUUCGUGAAGUCUUUCUUGAGAAAUACUUCCACAUGCUCAGCGAUUUCAAUUAUGACCAAGCUAGAGAACGGGCUGAAAGAGAACGUGAUAGUUAUAAGACAACAGUUAAUUCAUGGACAAUGCUUGUUCAUGCUCUUGUACACUUAGUUACAGACGAAAAAGCCUACAUGUCAUUGUCCUUUCUUGGCCCAAAAUGGUUCACAAGACCAAAAGAUAAUUUACGUCAUUCUUACCAAAGCCUCACUAUGGAAUUUCAAAAGAUUCGUGAAACACUUCAUCACCAACCAGAUCCACUUUCUAGUUUUGAUGCACUUUUGGCUCAUUUGUGUGAACAGCUGGAACGCUUCCCAGUGGCUCGUCUCAGGACAAUGGAUCUCUAUGAACAACUGACGACGAUAGGGAGCAACCGAAAUUUUAAUUAUGAAGAUCCUGUUAUGGUUGGCCGUGAAAUUGUUGCAGAUUUCCAGAAAAGCUUUCAUCAUCCUCUCCUCAGUCCAAUAAAAGCUUCAUUUAAUCUGGAAUGUGAAGUCAUCCAACAUUUACUGACCACUCAGAUUCUAAUAUCAGAACUCGACUAUUUACCAGCAUUAUUACAGUUGCACCAGGCACACACAAAGCUAGCUUCCUGGGGAUCCUGUCUGCCAGCUAGGGAACCUAAACGGUCUGCAUUCAUUGUGAGUGCUAACCGACAUGGCAACUGGCCUGCACUGUACACGUGGCUAACAAAAUACAAGAAUCUGCUAUUAUCCAAGUUCAGCAUAUACUUUUAUGAAACAAUUAGCAGGAAUGCCAAUUCCUCAUCUGAAAUGAGAUCACUCUGCUGUAAACUACCUGAAGAUUAUUAUGUCAGAAUCAACAACUUUGAGAAAAAAGCUGACAUCUUUGUAUUUAUGAUUGUUGCGGAUACAAAUGGUUUGAAUCACUGUUACACCAGCCAUGGUUAUUUUCAUCCUAAACGAAGCAUGCCCAAACCACAAGGAAUAAAUUCUUAUCCUUCAAUUUUUAAAUAUCCUCCUGAUCGAAAUGUUCAGAAACAUUGGCCAAAUAUAUUAAUGAUGAUUAAUGGGAAAAAGAGUUAUGAUAUAAGUACACAAGAAAAGGUUGUUUGGUUCUAUGACAGAAAUGCCCACAGUACUUACUUCAUUUCUUUGGUGGAACCUCGUAUUUCUUUAGUUGUGAUCACUGAUGGCAAGAGGUCUGAACGGGAUUCACCUAUCAGUAAUUUUCUCACAGAAUUCACUACUCAGCUCAGAUGCAGCAAACACUUUGCUGCUUUGAAGCCAGCUCUUUCCUUUCUUUCUUCGGUAGACCUACCACCACGUGCGUUGUUAAACUUAAUCCGAUUCUCUCUCUCUCUCUCUCUCUCUCUCUCUCUCUCUCUCCACUUUUAUUUUCCCUUCUUUCUUUCUUUCUUUCUUUCUUUCUUCAUUUUAUCACUGAAACCGAUCACAACGGAGAAUAAACUUAUCUAUUUAUCUAUUUACAUUCUUGUCUAUCUAUAUUCAUACCUAUCUAUCUAUUCAUAUUCUUAUCUUUCUAUAUUCAUUCCUCCGUCUCUCUUUUCUUUCUGUCUUCUUGCGUUCUGCAGAGUCGAACGACCAAUCUGUUUGAAUAAUUGCUCUCUGUUUUCACUUUCCGCUAUUUCUAAACCGGCCAAUAAUAUAAAACUGUCGACCUCAUUCAUUCAACGAUUCGUCGUCGUGUCGCGAGCAUAUUACAUGACUCAUGGAGCCCGGCUAUUUUUCAUUUUUUCUUCCUUUUCUUUCACUUCUUCUUCUUCUUCUUCUUCUUCUUCUUCUUCUUCUUCUUCUUCUUCUUCUUCUUCUUUCUAA
This is a messenger RNA of Acanthosepion pharaonis, 1905 nucleotides long. The record is from the annotation of a GenBank genome assembly. NCBI's taxonomy places the organism in Eukaryota, Metazoa, Mollusca, Cephalopoda, Sepiida, Sepiidae.